This is a messenger RNA of Paramacrobiotus metropolitanus, 1456 nucleotides long. RefSeq names its product acyl-CoA wax alcohol acyltransferase 1-like. Gene Ontology annotation, biological process: triglyceride biosynthetic process. NCBI's taxonomy places the organism in Eukaryota, Metazoa, Tardigrada, Eutardigrada, Parachela, Macrobiotidae. Bases 158 to 1117 code for a protein of 319 amino acids. Gene Ontology annotation, molecular function: diacylglycerol O-acyltransferase activity. Gene Ontology annotation, cellular component: endoplasmic reticulum membrane. The transcript is spliced from 3 exons. The record is from RefSeq and is a predicted model, not a curated record.
GAGGCCAUACUGGAUAAUUUUUUGAUCAAUAUCAGUCCUUUCGUUUCCUACAAAUGCACUACAAUUAAUGUGCAAAUUGCAGAUGCUCGAUAAGAAUCCAACAUACUUCUUGGUAAAAUUUGACGUGGCACGUAUUGCUAAGACGUGAACUAUCGCGAUGGGAAAUGUAGUAUUAUCAGUUACUACUGGCAUCGGCUUGUGCUGGUGUGGAUGGUUAAUCACUUAUCCUGUAUUAUUCUGGUUACUGUUUACCGAAUAUUUCUGGAUACCGUUACUAGUGUUUGGUUGGAUGCUUCUGGAUGACACGCAGAAUCAUGGUGGGCGCUCAUGGCGACCGUUACAAAAUUCCAGCAUUACCAGCCAGUGGUGCUCGCAUUUUCCCGUUAGUCUGCAUAUAACUGCAGCGGAGCAGAUCACACCGGCCAAUAAUUAUAUCUUUGCAUGCCAUCCGCAUGGGAUCUUCGGGGCAGGCAUUACUUGCGCGCUCGUCACUGACGGCCUACAGAUCGCUAAGCGGUUGCCGGGGAUGCGAUUUACACCGCUGGUGUCGCGAGCGGUUUUCGCUUUUCCCCUCUUUCGGGAAGUGUUUCUGUGGAUGGGCUGCGCUAAUGCAUCGCAGCGAAAUAUGGAGUAUAUUGCCCGGUGUGGAACGGGGAACGUGAUGCUGCUGGUACCCGGAGGUGCCGCUGAAAUGUAUGAAGCAAGACCGGGGAAAAAUACGCUAAUCUUGGAAGAACGGAAAGGGUUUAUACGAGUUGCACUGCAAACCGGAUGUCUUCUGGUGCCGGUGUUCUCGUUUGGCGAAACUAGCGUUUUUGAUCAGCCUUUUUAUGCUGCGGUUGGGUCGCGUCUGCGAAGAUUCCAAAGGUGGUUUACUUCUUUAACCGGGUUUCCUAUGGUCCUGGUUCAUGGUCCUUCCAAAAUUGUCUUUUGGCGCCCUUACAAGAGACCCAUCCAUGUUGUGGUCGGCAGGCCAAUCGCAGUUGGGAAAGUUUCUCAGCCUACCCAGAAGGAAAUCGAUGAUCUCCAUGCAAACUACAAAUUAGCGCUCAACGAUUUGUUUAACUCGUGCAAAAGUGUGUAUGGUUUCGACAAAGCUCAACUAAAGUUUUCUUAAAUAGUGAAAUUUAGCUGCAUGGAAAGCCCUGCUGUUAGGGUAGUAGUUAAGCCGGUCUUUGAUGACUUCGUGUUACUGUAAUUAAUUUUCCUAAAAGGCGCAAAGCAUUGUAUGUUAAUCGUGCUCCGUGGUUGAAAUUCAUGCUCCGUGGUUUUGCAUGGUUACAAGGUUUCUAAACUGCUCGAUUGGGCAAACAAUGCUUUCAUGUCUUUAACACCAUGCGCAGUGUCGCCAUAAUCAAGUACCUAAUGUUUUCUUCAUCUCGAGCCUCGUUUCGCUUUUAAGUUUUGGCAACGGCGGCUGCUCGUUAGUCAGCAGUCACGAGUCCUAUCAGCAAUU